This is a messenger RNA of Eufriesea mexicana, 345 nucleotides long. RefSeq lists its product as uncharacterized. Bases 1 to 345 code for a protein of 114 amino acids. The transcript has 2 exons. The record is from RefSeq and is a predicted model, not a curated record. NCBI's taxonomy places the organism in Eukaryota, Metazoa, Arthropoda, Insecta, Hymenoptera, Apidae.
AUGGGAAACACUGGAUCCGUACAGUCAUCGAAAGCGCGAAAAGAACGGAAACGAGAAAGUGGCGACAGCGUAGAUGAUCGUUCCGCGAGGAAUAAAAAAGUUGUGACUGGCUCUGAACACCGUGCCAAUGGGAAAGAAAUAAUAAAAUGUCGCGCAACUAAUCCCUUUAUCAUAUUUUUUCUACGAUUACGAACUAAGAAACCCAAAGAACAUGUAACUGUGAUUGCACGAGCAGCUGGGAAAUUAUGGACUCAAAUGACUCCAGAACAGAGAAAAAAAUAUAUAGAUCUGGCAAAUGCGGAAAAAAUAAGACGAGAACAAAGAAAGAAACGAAAAACAAGGUAA